Molecule: messenger RNA, 2806 nt
Organism: Mandrillus leucophaeus (drill)
Lineage: Eukaryota; Metazoa; Chordata; Mammalia; Primates; Cercopithecidae
Gene: TNFAIP2
Product: tumor necrosis factor, alpha-induced protein 2
Exons: 12
Coding region: 334-1629 (431 amino acids)
Biological process (GO): exocytosis; exocyst localization
Cellular component (GO): exocyst
Molecular function (GO): SNARE binding
Source: RefSeq, a predicted model, not a curated record
GCGGAACUGGGGCCAGGACAGCGGCGGCCCGGCCAGGACACGGAGCCUGCAGGCCUGAGCCAGGGUGACGCUGAAGAUGAUGACCUUCUUCCAAGGCCUCUCGGGCCAUCAGCCUGUGCAGGGUACCCUCGACUUCCCCAGAAGCCCCCAAAAGUUGCCGUCCACAUCAGAGGCAGAGUCAGAGACCUCCAUGUCAGUGGCCUCUUCUGAGGACCUGGUGCCACCCCUGGAGGCUGGGACAGCCCUAUACAGGGAGGAGGAAAAGACAGUGAAGAAGAAGAAGGAGAAGAAGAAGAAGUCCCCGAGAACGUCUUUUUGCACUUGGGCCGCACCAUGAAAGAGGACCUGGAGGCCGUGGUGGAGCGACUGAAGCCGCUGUUCCCGGCCGAGUUCGGCGUCGUGGCGGCCUACGCCGAGAGCUACCACCAGCACUUCGCGGCCCACCUGGCCGCCGUGACGCAGUUCGAGCUGUGCGAGCGCGACACCUACAUGUUGCUGGUCUGGGUGCAGAACCUCUACCCCAAUGACAUCAUCAAUAGCCCCAAGCUGGCGGGUGAGCUGCAGGGUGUGGGGCUCGGGAGCCUCCUGCCCCCCAGACAGAUCCGGCUGCUGGAGGCCACAUUCCUGUCCAACGAGGCGGCCAAUGUGAGGGAGCUGAUGGACCGAGCUCUGGAGCUAGAGGCACAGCACUGGGCUGAGGAUGUGCCUCCCCAGAGGCUGGACGGCCACUGCCACAGCGAGCUGGCCAUCGACAUCAUCCAGAUCAUCUCCCAGGCGCAGGCCAAGGCCGAGAGCAUCACGCUGGACUUGGGCUCACAGAUAAAGCAGGUGCUGCUGGUGGAGCUGCCUGCAUUCCUGAGGAGCUACCAGCGUGCCUUUAGUGAAUUUCUGGAGAGAGGCAAGCAGCUGAGGAAUUACAGGGCCAAUGUCAUUGCCAAUAUCAACAACUGCCUGUCCUUCCGGAUGUCCAUGGAGCAGAAGUGGCAGGUACCCCAAGACACCCUGAGCCUCCUGCUGGGCCCCCUGGGUGAGCUCAAGAGCCACGGCUUUGACACCCUGCUCCAGAACCUGCGUGAGGACCUGAAGCCGCUAUUCAAGAGGUUCACGCACACCCGCUGGGCGGCCCCCAUGGAGACUCUGGAAAAAAUCAUCACCACCGUGGACGUCAGGCUGCCUGAGUUCUCAGAACUGCAGGACUGUUUCCGGGAGGAGCUCAUGGAGGCCGUGCACCUGCACCUGGUGAAGGAGUACAUCAUCCAGCUCAGCAAGCGGCGCCUCGUCCUCAAGACCGCUGAGCAGCAGCAGCAGCUGGCUGGGCACAUCCUGGCCAAUGCUGACACCAUCCAGCACUUCUGCACCCAGCACGGCUCCCCGGCGACCUGGCUGCAGCCUGCUCUCCCCACGCUGGCAGAGAUCAUUCGCCUGCAGGACCCCAGUGCCAUCAAGAUUGAGGUGGCCACUUAUGCCACCUGCUACCCUGACUUCAGCAAAGGCCACCUGAGCGCCAUCCUGGCCAUCAAGGGGAACCUAUCCAACAGUGAGGCCAAGAGCAUCCGGAGCAUCUUGGAUGUCAGCACAGGGGCGCAGGAGCCCUCCAGGUCCCUAUUUUCCCUUAUAAAGGUCGGUUAGCUUUUUCUGUGGCCUGACCUGCUUGUGAGUGCCCAGCACACCCCACUGGGAGCUGUUAAGAGCAGCACUGGCUCUCGGCUCCUCCCAGGUCUCCUGUGCUCUGAUGCUGCUUCUGCCUAGCCCUGGCGGAGGUGCAGACCCUGUCAGCUGGAACUGGACAGACUUUGGUUUGUUUACAUGUCCGAUGGGGGCAGGAGCUCCCGUUACGGGCAGCCAACCAGGUAACACCAAGGACUCUUUGUAAACAAUAGCUGAUCGUGUACACGCAAGCAAAGAACCAGGAGGGAGAGUGUGCCAGGCUCAGGGCUCCCCGGCCACCUCUGUCCAGGGCCCCUCCACCAUCAGCCUCAUGACUGUCCUCCUGGCGGGUGGGGACGAGGGCCCUCUCCGGCUCCCUGGAGACAGGGGCCGAGCCUCACCCGUCUGCCCUCUGCAGCCCAGGGCCGCCGUGAGCUGCGUUCAGCAAGGCUGGAAUGGAAGACAGAACUGGACGAGAACAAAGGAAAAGAUGAACUCUUAUCUGGCAGGGGCCUGUGGGGUCCUGUGUUGUGGCCACUGCCAGCAUUAGACGUCAUGUCCAGAUGGCCCCACGGCCCCUACUGGCUGACCCUGCAAUGGGGCCCUGAGCCCUCCCUCUUCAUCCCCCAAGGCCUCAACCAGAGGGUGGUCCCCCAAGACCUUGGUGUCCACUACAGAAGGGCCCAGGACCUCCUAGGUCAUCUCAGGCUCCCGCUUCCCAGAGGCAAGGACAGGCCCUGGGGGUGUCUCUGUCGGCCCUGCUACCCAGAAGUCUGGCUGAGGUCUGGGCAGGGGCAGGGCAAGCUUGACCUCUCACCUCUGACCCUUUGGCCUCUGUAUUUAUUUCCUAUUGCCGUGACAGGUUUCCACAAACUUUGUGGAUCAAAACUUGGUCUUCCAGUUCUGCGGGUCAGAAGGCUGACCCGGGUCUAAAAUCUGGGUGUCGGCAGGCCUGCGCUCCUGGAGGCUCUAGGGGAGAAUUGAUUUCUGGCCUUUUCAUUUUUCGAGGCUAUCCAUACUUCUUGACUUCAGGCUCCUUCAUCUUCAGAGCCAGCUGUAGGUAGUUGAAUCUUUUUCCCAUCACCUCAUUGAGGCCUCCCCUCUCCUGCCUCCCUCUACCACUUUUUUUUUUUUUUUUUUGAGACAGGGUCUUGCUGUG